CUUCAUACUAAAGGGCGUGGCCCGUGUUCAUGGAGGCGGGGUGUGGAGUGAGUGGGCGUGUCUUCGUCGUGUGUCAUGUCUGCUGUCUUUCUUCUUUCUUCUUCUGCUGUUUUCUGUCGCCACGUUGAUCGAGAGAUAUCCCCAGAGUGAAGCGCUCCGGAUCGGAUCGGAUCGGCGCUGGAGCUGGAGCUGGAGAGGCUGCUGACGGCCGCAGGGUUCAUGCAGCAGGAGGAUCAGCAUCUGGCGCGGUUGGUUGUAUUGUGCGUUGAUGACCCCUGCUGUGUAGCCGCUCGCCCCACCCCCCCGUCUCCCCUCUCUCUCUUUCUCCAUCACAGCUCCUGGAUCAGCCAUGUUUGGCACCGAGUCCUCAUUGAGCAUGUUCCUCAACACUCUGACCCCUAAGUUCUACGUGGCGCUGACGGGCACCUCAUCCCUCAUCUCUGGACUCAUACUGAUCUUCGAGUGGUGGUACUUCAGGAAGUAUGGGACGUCGUUCAUCGAGCAGGUGUCUGUCAGUCAUCUGCGUCCUCUGUUAGGUGGAGUUGAUAACAGCUCGCCCAACAGCUCCAGCAGCAGUAACGGAGACACCGACUCCAGCCGACAGAGUGUGUCAGAGUGUAAGGUUUGGCGAAAUCCUCUCAAUCUGUUCAGAGGAGCUGAAUAUAACCGGUACACGUGGGUGACGGGAAGAGAGCCGCUCACAUACUACGACAUGAAUCUGUCGGCACAAGAUCAUCAGACCUUCUUCACCUGUGAUUCUGAUCACCUGCGGCCUGCAGACGCCAUAAUGCAGAAGGCCUGGAGAGAGAGGAAUCCUCAGGCUCGGAUCACAGCCGCUCAUGAAGCUCUGGAUCUGGAGGACUGUGCGACGGCGUAUAUUCUCCUCGCUGAGGAAGAGGCCACGACGAUCGUGGAGGCAGAGAAACUCUUCAAACAGGCGCUGAAGAUCGGAGAGAGCUGCUACCGGCGCAGCCAACAACUACAGCAUCACGGAGCACAGUAUGAAGCCCAGCACAGAAGAGACACAAACGUGUUAGUCUACAUCAAGAGAAGACUGGCCAUGUGCUCCAGAAAGCUCGGCCGCACACGAGAAGCUGUCAAGAUGAUGCGAGACUUAAUGAAGGAGUUUCCUCUGCUCAGCAUGUUCAACAUCCACGAGAACCUGCUGGAGUCUCUUCUGGAGCUGCAGAACUACGCAGACGUCCAGGCCGUGCUGGCCAAGUACGACGACAUCAGUUUGCCCAAGUCUGCGACCAUCUGCUACACAGCAGCGCUGCUGAAGGCCAGAGCCGUGUCUGACAAGUUUUCUCCAGAAGCGGCGUCUCGCAGAGGUUUGAGCACAGCAGAAAUGAACGCAGUAGAAGCCAUACACAGAGCGGUGGAGUUCAACCCACACGUACCGAAAUACCUCUUGGAGAUGAAGAGCUUGAUUCUGCCUCCAGAGCACAUCCUGAAGCGCGGAGACAGCGAGGCCAUCGCCUACACCUUCUUCCACCUGCAGCACUGGAAGCGUGUGGAGGGAGCGCUCAACCUGCUGCACUGCACCUGGGAGGGAACUUUCAGGAUGAUCCCGUAUCCUCUGGAGAAAGGCCACCUCUUCUAUCCGUAUCCAGUCUGUACAGAGACCGCGGACAGAGAACUGCUACCAACAGUGUUCCACGAGGUGUCAGUGUAUCCCAAGAAGGAGCUGCCGUUCUUCAUCCUGUUCACGGCGGGUCUCUGCUCGUUCACAGCGAUGCUGGCGCUCCUCACACAUCAGUUCCCGGAGCUCAUGGGAGUGUUUGCUAAAGCCUUCCUGAGCACCCUGUUCGCUCCGCUGAACUUCAUCAUGGAGAAGGUGGAGAGUAUUCUUCCCUCGAGUCUGUGGCACCAGCUCACGCGGAUCUGAUCUCACGGACAUGCAUUAUUAUUAUUAUUAUUAUUAUUAUUAUUAUUGACUGAGGUGCCAAGAUCUUCAGAAGUGCCCAGAAGACAGAAACACAACCCACAACAAACACAGAAGGAAUUCAUUUCCCCCUUCAUCUCCUGUAAAUAUUUCUGUUUAAAACUUUUAAACGCCAUGGGUAUACCAAGAAAAAAUAAAACAAUUUCUGUACUGCUGCAAA
This is a messenger RNA of Carassius gibelio (silver crucian carp), 2105 nucleotides long. RefSeq names its product suppression of tumorigenicity 7 (gene st7). Lineage: Eukaryota; Metazoa; Chordata; Actinopteri; Cypriniformes; Cyprinidae. The record is from RefSeq and is a predicted model, not a curated record. Bases 350 to 1888 code for a protein of 512 amino acids. Gene Ontology annotation, molecular function: protein binding. The transcript is spliced from 16 exons.